This is a messenger RNA of Sebastes umbrosus (honeycomb rockfish), 1741 nucleotides long. RefSeq names its product prune exopolyphosphatase (gene prune1). The record is from RefSeq and is a predicted model, not a curated record. Lineage: Eukaryota; Metazoa; Chordata; Actinopteri; Perciformes; Sebastidae. Gene Ontology annotation, cellular component: cytoplasm. The transcript has 9 exons. Gene Ontology annotation, molecular function: exopolyphosphatase activity. Bases 230 to 1519 code for a protein of 429 amino acids.
AUGACCUUUUUGCCUUUGACCCAGCAGCACAUUACCGACAGUCAUCCUGACCGACAGUCAUGCAUUCCCGUUAACGGUAGCGUGUGUGUGUGUGUGUGUGUGUGUGUGUGUGACUGACAGCCCGCUGCUCCAGGUCACCGUUUACCGGAGCCGUUAACCGGUUAGAGGAGUGGCUAGCGGGUUAGCUAGCGGUCACAGCUAACAGCUAGCAGCUAACAGAUAAGAGGAGAUGGAGGAGUUUUUGUCCAGCUGCAGCCGGGCCGUGAAGGUGGAUCCGGAUCAGGCUGGUUCAGGGUUCCAUGUGGUUCUGGGGAAUGAAGCCUGUGACAUGGACUCCAUGGUGUGUGCUCUGACCUACGCCUACUUCCUGUCCAAGACGGGACACUCGGAGAUGCUCGCUCUGCCGCUGCUGAACAUCCGUCAGUCCGACCUGGUGCUGAGGUCAGAUAGCAUCUUCCUGCUGCGAGAGGUUGCUCUGUCUCCAGACCUGCUGCUGUUCAGAGAUCAGCUGGACCUGCAAGCGCUGCAUCGAGCCGGCCGCCUGCGGCUGACACUGGUCGACCACAACGUCCUGCCCAGUUCAGACAGCGAACUGGAGGGGGCGGUGGUGGAGGUGAUUGACCAUCGCCUGCUGGAGAGAGAGCCCUCCCCCUCCUGUUCUGUUACCGUGGAGACGGUGGGAUCCUGUGCUACCUUGGUAGCGGAGUGCAUCAUCCAGAAAGCUCCGGAGAUCCUGGACCAGCAGGUCGCUCAGCUGCUCUAUGCUGCGGUGGUGGUGGACUGCGUCAACAUGGCGCCGUCAGCAGGUAAAGUGACUCCUAAAGACAGUCGGCUCGCUGCAGAGCUGGAGUCCCGUUUUCCCGCUCUGCCUCCGAGAGACGCUCUCUUCCAGAUGCUGCAGGACGCCAAGUUUGACGUGUCAGGUCUGAACACUGAACAGAUGUUGUUGAAGGACAUGAAAGCUGUUAAUGAAAGGUUGAACGUCGCCAUUUCUGUUCUCUACAUCACACUGAAGGACUUCCUGCAGAGGGCGGAGUUGGAGGCGGAGCUCUCAGGUUUCUGUCUGAAGUUUGGGUACGACCUCCUGCUGCUGAUGACCAUCUCCUUCAGUGAGAGCAAACAGCCAAUCAGAGAGCUCGCUGUGUUCAGCCACAGUGCCACCUGCAGGCAACAGGUGAUCCUCCACCUGGAACAGGCCCGUAACCCCGACCUCAACCUCUGUCCAAUCAGCAGCCCCCGUCAUCACGUCACAGCCUAUCAGCAAGGAAACACUCUGGCGUCCAGAAAGAAGCUCCUCCCCAUCGUUAAAGAGUUCCUGAGGGAGCGGGACGGAGACUGUUGCCUGGGAGACGGUCGCCUAGGAGACGUGGAGGAGGAUGAGGAGGAGGAUUCCCAGUUCCCUCCGACCCCAAUGAACAGUCUGGUGGAGGGCUGUCCUCUGGAUGACGGCCUGCCGCACAUCAGCGCUCAAGACCUGGAGGAGAAGUUCAGCAAGAUGGCCGACAGAAGAGGGAACUGACCUCUGACCUGUCACCUGUCAAUCAUCAGGACGUCUGUCUGUCUGUCAGAUGAUGAAGGUACCACAGACACAAUGACAAAAACUUCCGAUAAACAUGGACCACGUCAACGGUUUGAUUUUACUGAUGAGGACUCAAACACGUUGUUUUAUUCUGAAAAAUCAUUUGGAAUGACUUCCUCAGAGGCGCAGAUGUCAGUCCUUCAAAAUAAAAUGUAAAAUACA